Psammomys obesus (fat sand rat) is the source of this 1632-nucleotide messenger RNA. RefSeq names its product flavin-containing monooxygenase 5-like. The coding region runs from base 1 to 1632 and encodes 543 amino acids. Lineage: Eukaryota; Metazoa; Chordata; Mammalia; Rodentia; Muridae. The record is from RefSeq and is a predicted model, not a curated record. Gene Ontology annotation, molecular function: NADP binding; flavin adenine dinucleotide binding; N,N-dimethylaniline monooxygenase activity. The transcript is spliced from 8 exons.
AUGGCCAAGAAGCGAAUAGCUGUGAUUGGAGCUGGCGUGAGUGGCCUGGGAGCCAUCAAGUGCUGCUUGGAUGAAGACCUGGAGCCCACCUGCUUUGAGAGAAGUGAUGACAUUGGAGGCCUGUGGAAAUUCCAGAAAAACCCUUCGGAGGAAAUGCCUAGUAUCUACAAGUCUGUGACCAUCAACACUUCAAAGGAGAUGAUGUGCUUCAGUGACCUCCCCACCCCUGACCACUUCCCCAACUACAUGCAUAACCGCAAACUCAUGGACUAUCUCCGGAUGUAUGCUAAGCACUUCAGCCUUCUGGAUCACAUUCGAUUUAAGACCAAAGUGAGAAGUGUGAGAAAGCGUCCAGACUUCGGUGUCAGUGGACAAUGGGAUGUUGUGGUGGAGACGGACGGGAAGCAGGAAAGCCUGAUCUUUGAUGGGGUUCUGGUCUGCAGCGGCCACCACACAGACCCGCACCUGCCACUUAAGUCCUUCCCAGGCAUCGAGAAGUUUGAAGGCUGUUAUGUCCAUAGUAGGGAAUACAAAAGCCCCGAGGACUACGCAGGAAAGAGAAUUGUUGUGGUUGGCAUUGGGAAUUCCGGUGUGGAUAUUGCGGUGGAGCUCGGUCGGGUAGCAAAACAGGUAUUCCUCAGCACUAGACGAGGUUCAUGGAUUUUACACCGUGUUUGGAACAACGGGUAUCCCAUGGAUAUUUCAUUCUUCACUCGGUUCCAUAGCUUCCUCCAGAAAGUAUUGACCACGGCAGCGGUAAAUAAGUACCUAGAGAAGACAAUGAACUCAAGGUUCAACCAUGCACACUAUGGGCUUCAGCCCCAGCACAGACCACUGAGUCAGCAUCCUACCGUCAAUGACGACCUCCCGGGUCACAUCAUUUCCGGAAAAGUGCAAGUGAAGCCUAACGUGAAGGAGUUCACGGAAAGUGAUGUCAUCUUUGACGACGGCACGGUGGAGGACAAUAUUGAUGCCGUCAUCUUUGCCACGGGAUACAGCUUCUCUUUUCCAUUCCUCGAGGGUCUGAUUGCAGUUACUGACAAUGAAGUGAGCCUGUAUAAGCUUAUGUUCCCUCCAGACCUGGAGAGGCCGACGCUGGCUGUCAUCGGACUCAUCCAGCCCCUGGGCAUCAUCCUACCUAUUGCGGAACUCCAGUCUCGCUGGGCCGUGCGGGUGUUCAAAGGGCUGAGCAAAUUACCCUCCAUGAAGACCAUGAAGGCAGAUAUUGCCCAAAGGAAAAAGGCUAUGGAAAAACGGUAUGUGAAGACAGCUCGGCACACCAUCCAGGUGGACCACAUUGAGUACAUGGAUGAGAUUGCCACUCUGGUCGGGGUGAAGCCCAACCUCCUAUUCCUGUUUCUCUCAGAUCCAAAGCUGGCCCUGGAAGUCUUCUUUGGGCCCUGCACCCCAUACCAAUACCGUUUGCAGGGUCCUGGGAGAUGGGGUGGGGCCCGGAGAGCCAUCCUGACUCAACGAGAGCGGAUCAUCAAGCCCUUGAAGACUCGAAUUACUAGUGAAAACAGCCUCUCCACCUCAGGUCUCUCUUGGAGAAAGAUGGCACCAUUUGGCCUGGCAUUUUUGGGUGCAGGUUUAGCAUACUUGAGAUAUAUUUAUCAUGAUAAACACAAAUGA